This is a messenger RNA of Acomys russatus (golden spiny mouse), 1737 nucleotides long. RefSeq names its product ankyrin repeat and death domain containing 1B (gene Ankdd1b). Bases 44 to 1708 code for a protein of 554 amino acids. Gene Ontology annotation, biological process: signal transduction. The transcript has 15 exons. The record is from RefSeq and is a predicted model, not a curated record. Gene Ontology annotation, molecular function: protein binding. NCBI's taxonomy places the organism in Eukaryota, Metazoa, Chordata, Mammalia, Rodentia, Muridae.
UCCAGCUCCACACCCUAGUGGGGUCUCCACAGCGCUGGUGGCCAUGGACCACGAGAGGGGCCAGAACCUCGGGGCCAGGGCGCUGAUGCUCCAGGUGGCCAGGGGGCUGAGGACAGACCUGUGGGGCGCAGCCACCGGGCCCUGGAGGAGCCUGGCUAGGAUGCCAAAGCCAGAGGUGCUGGACACGGAGGCAGCCGCUGCAGGACAGGAGUGCUUGCUGCCAAUUGAGAGAAGCUUUCAGGCCGCCGCUAAAAGCAAUAAUUUGGAUCUUAUGGAGAAGCUGUUUGAAAAGAAGGUUAACAUUAACGCUGUGGACAAUAUGAGCCGCACAGCCCUGCACUUUGCAGUGGGGAGGAAUAAUUUAUCUGCGGUGGAUUUCUUACUGAGUCACAAAGCCAGGGUGGAUGUUGCCGACAAGCACGGCUUGACGGUAAUUCACCUUGCAGCCUGGUCUGGUAGCUUCGAGAUCAUGCUCAUGCUAGUAAAAGCUGGAGCAGACCAGAGAGCCAAAAGCCAGGAAGGCAUGAAUGCUCUACACUUCGCAGCUCAGAACAACAGCCUGCACAUUGUGGAUUACCUCAUUCAAGACUUGCACCUGCAGGACCUGAACCAGCCCAAUGAGAGAGGAAGAAAACCAUUUCUUUUGGCAGCUGAAAGGGGCCAUGUUGAAAUGAUUGAAAAGUUUAUCUACCUUAAUCUGCAUACUUCAGAAAAAGACAAGGAGGGGAACACCGCCUUGCACCUGGCUGCGAUGCAUGGCCACAGCCAGGCAGUGCAGGCUCUACUGACUCAGUGGCAGGAAGUCAACGAGACCAAUGAGAAUGGAGAAACUCCAUUCAUGUUGGCUGUCGAAGGAGGUCACGAGGAAUGCAGUCGCGUGCUCCUGGCAGGAGGGAGUGAUGUCAACAUUCCAAACAAACUCAAUGUCAGUGCUUUGCAGACAGCGACCCGGAACGGCCACGCAUCUCUUGUCAACUUUCUUCUCAGUGAGAAUGCUGAUCUGCCGCAGCAGAAGGAACCUAAGGAGCCCCCUCUUCACUUAGCAGUGAUCAACAACCACCCUGCAGUGGUAAACAGCUUAUUAAGUGCUCAGCAUGACGUCAACAGCUUAGAUGAGAGGCAGCAGACCCCUCUGCACGUGGCUGCUGAUCUCGGCAACGUGGAGCUGGCGGAGACACUGCUGAAGGCUGGCUGCAACCUGAAACUCGCUGACAAGCAAGGAAAGACUGCCCUGGCUGUGGCUGCCAGGAGCCACCACAGUCUCAUUGUGGACAUGAUCAUCAAAGCUGAGAGGUACUCUGCAUGGAGAGAGGAGAACCAUGAGAGCAUCCAGGGCUCGACGGUGAACUCUGCACUGACAUUUAAGCAGGACCACAGCCCAGAGACCAGGCACAUCCGCAUGUGCCUCUGGGAGCUGGCCUACCGGCGGCUGAAGGAUAAGGACUGGCAGAGGCUGGCCCGCUUGUGGAGCUUUACGGAGGACCAGAUCAGAGCCAUCGAGGAACAGUGGUCAGGUAACGACAGCUUCCGUGAGCACGGCUACAGGGCUCUGCUCAUCUGGCUGCAUGGGGCUCUGAUGACACAGCCUGACCCUGCCAAGCAGCUGUACGAGGAGCUGGUGCGUGCAGGAUUCUCAGACCUGGCUGAAACAACUCGUCAGUUCAAAAGUAGCCCUGCCUCACGCUCCAAGAAAUGUGCAGUCUCCUAAGCGGAAGAAACAGUGCAGACGGCUCCCCC